Messenger RNA from Loxodonta africana (African savanna elephant), 8589 nucleotides. RefSeq names its product N-acetyltransferase 10 (gene NAT10). The transcript has 29 exons. The coding region runs from base 4712 to 7843 and encodes 1043 amino acids. The record is from RefSeq and is a predicted model, not a curated record. Gene Ontology annotation, cellular component: nucleolus; 90S preribosome. Gene Ontology annotation, biological process: rRNA acetylation involved in maturation of SSU-rRNA. Gene Ontology annotation, molecular function: ATP binding; tRNA binding; 18S rRNA cytidine N-acetyltransferase activity. Lineage: Eukaryota; Metazoa; Chordata; Mammalia; Proboscidea; Elephantidae.
GGAUGUACCACAACCAUGUAUUAGCUGUAUUUUAGGGGAGCGGAUAAAAUAUUUGUAGUUUAGUAGGUAAUCUCUAGUUGAUGUUAUGCUAAUUGUCUGUGUAGAAAAUAAUUACAUUUAACAUUACAAAGUUGAAGUAAAUAAGUUCUUCAUAUAGUGACGUUCUUUAUGAAUCAGUUUCGAGGUGGGAUGGGAAGAAAUUCCUUUCAGCUUUCAAACUUCUGUACCUUAGUGAAGAUGUGAAUGUGUAAAAGUUUAGUAGCUAAUUGAUUUAUUUCUAUGUGAAUUUUUAAAAGAAGUGUUCUUUUUCAAAUAGUAUACUUUUUUUGCAUUCUGUCAUCAUAGUCUAAAUGUAAAGCUUUUAUGUCUCAAUUCAGACUAUAUUUUUUAAAGAAGUGCCUCAUUAUGGAGCAGAGAACUUUUUAUCUCAUCAAGAUGUGAGUCUUGGUAUUAAGUGUCCUUUAUAAUAUGUGAGUGCUCAUCCUAGAUGCAGAGAGCCUUUGUUUGAUCAAAUACAUAUUUUAGCAGAAUUGUAAGGGAGUAAUUGUCACACAUGUCUGUGUAGCUUCUUCUUGUAGUAAGACUCCCCAUACAGAAGACUUUUAUAGAUGCACAGUAUCAAUCAUCUCACAUGGGUAAUGAAUUUCUUUUUUAAAAUUUAGGAUAGGACGUCAUCAUUUAUCUUGGUUAGGACAGUUUUAUUUCCAGAUCCUAAACCUUGGUGGCGUAGUGGUUAAGAGCUACAGCUGCUAACCAAAAGGUUGGCAGUUCGGACCCACCUGGCACUCCUUGGAAACUCUGGAGGAGUCCUACUGUGUCCUGUAGAGUCGCUAUGAAUUGGAAUCGACUUGAAGGCAAUGGGUUUGGUUUUUGUUUAAUAUUCCUAAGAAUAUAAGUUUUUUUUUCCAGUUAAUAUAUCUUGUUAUUAAACUAAAUACCCUUAAAAUGUAUUAGCAUAUAUAGUUCUUUUGUCUUCUUACACAUGCAGCUCUUUUGCAUGGAGACUUUUCCCAUUUAGAGGAGACAAGAGAAUGUGGGCUGCUUCUCAGAAGGCUUAUUAACUGAGAUGCAGUUGACAACCAAUUCAUAAAAUGUAGAAGGUAGUGGAGCAGGUGGCCUCCUAAGUGUCUUAACAUUUUUUGGAUUGUUUACUAUUUUUUCAAGAACAUAUCAGUAUUAGGGAAAAUGGGAUGCAGGUAAGCACUAACUUCAAACCUUUUACUUCAUCUUUAAGCUCCUGAUCCACAUGCCACUUGAGUUCUUACUAAGCACUUUGUUUUAAAAACUAUAAAUUGUAAAGAAUCAGUAUUGCCCUUGAGCUUUUCCCUUCUAUAGAAUGGAAAAGGAAAGAAAGCUUAGGAAAAUGAUUUUAAGUUGUUAAGACUCAUCUCUGUGUCUUUUCACAUUUUGAAUUCUGCAGAAGUAUUGGAAAAAACUAGUCAAUGUUUUAAAUCACAUUAGAUUAAACCCCCCAUAUAAAACCAAACCUGUUGGCCAUCAAGUUGAUUCCAACUCCUAGCAACCCCAUAGGACAGAGUAGAACAGCCUCAUACUGUUCCCAAAGAGCGUCCGGUAGAUUCAAACUGCCGACCUUUUGGUUAGCCACCGAGCUGUUAACCACUGCACCACCAGGACUCGCGCAUUACAUUAAAUCAUGUUAAAAUCUGAUUCCUUAUUGUCCUUGAGAGAGAGCUGUUUCAAUUGUGUAUACCAACCAACCAGCAAAUGUCUUAAGAAGUAAUAUUACUUUUGAGGGGGGAAGAAAAGGAUUAAAGAAAUCUGUUUGGUAGCCUAGUCUCAAGAGAAAGUUAGGCUCCUACUACAUUCUCUCAGUCAGGAUUUUAAUAUCUUCUUAAACUGUUCUGAAGCCCAAUCCAGUCCACGUAGCAGCCUGCUUUUUGAGUGUAGGCUGUGAAAGAUCAGGGAUUUGUCCCUGAUGUGGUCAAGUUUUUAGUAUAUUCCUUUUUUCUAAGUACUGGUUUUCUUUCUAGUGUUUAUAUUCGGGAACUUUUGUAAUGAACCACUAAGACUUAAACAAUUUUGGCUAUCUAUUUGCCAGUCAGGCUCAGUGCUAGACAUUGAGUGGACAAAAUCACGGUGGUUCCUGCUCAGAGAUACUGGUGACACAAAAAAUGGUUUAUGAUAAAUGUGAAGGCCAUGACAUUACAGACCACAAUGUUAAAAUGAUCAGGAAAGACUUGGUCGAAAGGGAUAAUUGAGCUAAGACUUGAAGGAGAAAUGUAAUAAACUAAGCAAAGAGGGGAAGAGAAGAACAUGUCCCAAGGCUUACCUCCAGUGACUGGGAAGGCUACUUGGCCCAAGUGGAAAGAAAGUAAAGAUUAUAAACAGGCUGGAGAAACAGGUAAGGCCUGCAAUCAGGGCUUUAUGUUUUACAUUCCAUGUUAAGUUUUGUCGCUUAACAAUUGGAAACGAAGGUUUUUAAGCUGUGGCGGGUGGGAAGUUGAUGGGUUACCUAAUAAAAUUGCCGUUAAAAAACAUGGUGUAGUGUUGAGAACUGAGUGUAUGGGUAGGAGUUGUAGGGAGGCUGUUGCAGUGAAGCCCAUGUGAGAUGCUUAUAACACAAAUGGGUAGGGUGGGGUGAAUGGAUUCUACAAAUUGCCUCAAACCUGGCCACUGCUCAUUAUCCUUUGAAUUCUUAACGUCUGGGUUGUCAGACUUGUCUAGGUGAUGUCAUCCAAUCCCAUGGCUUUGAAUUCAUUAGCAUUUUAGCAACUUCUAAAUAUUUCUAGGCCCUGAACUCCAGAGUCAACAUCUUGAUCAGAAUGUUCGAGGAUUUCAGAUUGAAACUGAUUUUCUCAUACCCUGUAUCUAAUCCGCCAUCAAAAGCACAUGGUUCUACCUUUAAAAUACAUGGGGUGUCAUGUAGCACUUGUGACUGCCAGACAGCAUUACCAUCCUAGAACAGAUAACUGCAAUAACUUAAAAUGGUUCUGGUUCUCCCUGCUCCUACUUUUACCCUUCUGUAGUGUAGUUUUUAUACCACAGCCAGAGCAAGCUUUUUAAAAGAGGGCUAAUUAGGUCUUGUCACACCUGCUCCCUGAACGCCAGUGGUUUUCCAUCAAAUCUAGAAUAAGUUCUCGAUCUGUGUUCAAGAAAGCCUUGUAUUAUGUGGCCUAAUUUUCUGCCCUUUUCCCUUUUGCUCACUGGACUGUGGCCGCACUGGCUGCAUUGUUAAGAUUUUUCCCAUCUUGGCCUUUGUCAUAUGUCUGUUAAGCCUUGAAGGCUUUUCACUCAAAUAUUCUUGGGGCUCCUUCUUUAUUCAUUGAGGUCUUUUGCUCCAUUGUCACCAUCUUGGGGGCCUUUCUUGCCCCUCUACAGAAUCUCACAUUUUACUUGGUACUUGGUUAAUAGCAUUUAAAAGUAGGACCAUGUAAACCUAGUACUUUUGGUCACUAUCUCGUGGACAAAAUAGUAUCUGGCAUACUGACAAUUGAUUAGAAAAGAGUUUGAUAACGGAGUUGGACUAGAUGAGUGGUGGCCACAAAUACAUGAAGAGUUAGGGGUGUGGGUGGUUGGGGAAGGGGUUUACAGGGAUGAGGGGGAAUAAUGAAUUUAUUUGUACAUUAUGAGUUUGAAGUAUCCAAGCAGUUGGAUAUGUGUAACUGAAGUUGAGUAAUCUGACGAAGACAAAAAUGUAAAAGUACAGAAUAUGUGUUGGAGGCACUUUGAGUCAAGGGCUUCAACGAGUUUGCCUGGGGAAAGUAAUUGUACAACGGAAUACCCCCAGAGCUGGCUUUCAGAGGAAUCGCGUCAUUUGAGGGCCAGUUUGAGUUCUAAGGAAAGCGCGCAAAGUAUAGCAGCUGUAAUGGAUGGAAAACUACGGAAUUCCAGACGGUUCCACAAGGUGUCAAUAUUGCGGGGUAGAGGGAGGAUCAGGUGAAAUCAAUGAGUUUCCGUAUCUCACGUCACAAUGGGAGGUGAAAUAAGGGGAUCAAAAAAUGGUGCACAUAUUCUUGGAGCCAGUCGUCUCGCACAAUGAGGUUAACAGUGAAACCCUGGGUCACAAGAAGCGGGUGCUGCACCCAACCGUGUCAGGACACCCACACUAGCCCCAGCACAACGACAUGCUUUGGGAUGCGGAAGAUAAAUCUAAAUUUCACAUCUGUGUUUUGCCCUUAGUAGCUAGGGUAUAAGGCGCCAUGGUGGUACAGUGGUUAAAGCUCUUGGCCGCUAACGGAAAGGUUGGAGACUUGAACCCAUCAGCCGCCCCGUGGGAGAAAGAUGUGGCGGUUUGCUUCUGUAAAGAUUAGCUUAGGAAACCCAUGGGGCGGUUCUACUCGGCCCUAUAGUGUCUCUAUGAAUCAGAAUCACUCGACAGCAUCAGAUUUUUUUUGGUUUAGUUAGGAAUGACACACUAAAGACACAAGUUGCCUCGGCACCACAGCUAUCGCGAGAAGUGGCCCAAACUGCAAAGCGGGAGUUGAGUGGCAGCAGCGUCUCGCUGGUUUCUGACGUCAUCACUCUGCGACAGGGUUCGAGGAAGGUCCCUUUCGCUCUCCGCGUGUUACCUCGCGUGCUUUUACUGCCUUCCAACGCCUGAGCUGAAUGUUCGUCGCUCUUGACAUCCGAGAGCAGGCGGCCGGGCAUCCGCUAACCCUCCUCACUUCUGGGGCUGCACUGCUCUCACGUGCUUCCGCUUCGCCGCUGACUAGGAUCCUCUGGGCUGCAGCCUCAGUGACAGCCUUUCGCCAUGCAUCGGAAGAAGGUAGAUAACCGAAUCCGGAUUCUCAUUGAGAAUGGGGUAGCUGAGCGGCAGAGGUCUCUUUUUGUUGUAGUCGGGGAUCGAGGAAAGGAUCAGGUGGUGAUACUCCAUCACAUGUUGUCCAAAGCAACUGUGAAGGCUCGUCCCUCAGUACUGUGGUGUUAUAAGAAAGAGCUGGGGUUUAGCAGCUCUCCAGCCCCUCUGGCUAACUGGCUCUUAUGGGAUGGGGAUGAUUGCAGCCACCGGAAGAAAAGGAUGCGACAGCUGCAGAAGAAAAUAAAGAAUGGGACACUGAGCAUAAAGCAAGAUGACCCCUUCGAACUCUUUGUAGCAGCCACAAACAUUCGCUACUGCUACUACAACGAGACCCACAAGAUCCUGGGCAAUACCUUUGGCAUGUGUGUCCUCCAGGACUUUGAAGCCUUAACUCCAAACUUGCUGGCCAGGACUGUAGAAACAGUAGAAGGCGGUGGGCUGGUGGUCAUCCUCCUGCGGACCAUGAAUUCACUCAGGCAGUUGUACACGAUGACCAUGGACGUGCAUUCAAGAUACAGAACUGAGGCCCAUCAGGAUGUGGUGGGAAGAUUUAAUGAGCGGUUUAUUCUGUCUCUGGCCUCUUGUAAGAAGUGUCUUGUCAUCGAUGACCAGCUCAACAUUCUGCCCCUGUCCUCCCACAUUGCCAGCAUUGAGGCACUACCUCCACAGACUCCGGAUGAGAGUCUCGGGCCCUCUGAUCUGGAGCUGAAGGAGUUGAAGGAGAGUUUGCAGGACACCCAGCCUGUGGGCGUGCUUGUGGACUGCUGCAAGACCCUAGACCAGGCCAAAGCCAUCUUGAAAUUCAUUGAAGGGAUCUCUGAAAAGACCCUGAGGAGUACCGUUGCGCUCACAGCUGCCCGAGGAAGGGGAAAAUCUGCGGCCCUGGGAUUGGCCAUUGCUGGGGCUGUGGCAUUUGGGUACUCCAAUGUCUUUGUAACCUCCCCAAGCCCUGACAAUCUCCACACUCUGUUUGAAUUUGUAUUUAAAGGAUUUGAUGCCCUGCAGUAUCAGGAGCACCUGGAUUAUGAGAUUGUUCAGUCGUUAAACCCUGAAUUUAACAAAGCAGUCAUCAGAGUGAACGUGUUCCGGGAACACAGGCAGACUAUUCAGUAUAUACACCCUGCAGAUGCUGUGAAACUGGGCCAGGCUGAACUUGUUGUGAUCGAUGAAGCAGCUGCGAUCCCCCUCCCCCUGGUAAAAAGCCUGCUUGGCCCAUACCUCGUUUUCAUGGCAUCCACCAUCAAUGGCUAUGAGGGCACCGGCCGGUCACUGUCCCUCAAGCUAAUUCAGCAGCUUCGCCAACAGAGUGCCCAGAGCCAGGUUAGCACAACGGCUGAGAACAAGACCACGACAACAGCCAGACUGGCAUCAGUGCGAAUGCUGCAUGAGGUUUCCCUCCAGGAGUCAAUCCGAUAUGCCCCUGGGGACGCGGUGGAGAAGUGGCUCAAUGACGUGUUGUGCCUGGACUGUCUCAACAUUACUCGGAUCAUCUCAGGCUGCCCCUUGCCUGAAGCCUGUGAACUCUACUUUGUUAAUAGAGAUACCCUCUUUUGCUACCACAAGGCCUCCGAAGUUUUCCUCCAACGGCUUAUGGCCCUGUAUGUGGCUUCUCACUACAAGAACUCUCCCAAUGACCUCCAGAUGCUCUCAGAUGCACCUGCCCACCACCUCUUCUGCCUUCUGCCUCCUGUGCCCCCCACCCAGAAUGCCCUGCCAGAGGUGCUGGCCGUCAUCCAGGUGUGCCUCGAAGGGGAGAUCUCACGCCAGUCCAUCUUGAGCAGUUUGUCUCGAGGCAAGAAGGCUUCGGGGGACCUGAUCCCGUGGACGGUGUCAGAACAGUUCCAAGACCCAGACUUCGGUGGUCUUUCUGGUGGAAGGGUUGUUCGCAUCGCCGUUCACCCAGAUUAUCAAGGGAUGGGUUAUGGCAGUCGAGCCCUGCAGCUGCUGCAGAUGUACUAUGAAGGCAAAUUCCCUUGUCUUGAGGAGAAAGUCAUUGAGACGUCACAAGAAAUUCGCACCAUAAGUAGCGAGGCCGUCAGCUUGUUGGAAGAGGUCAUCACUCCGCGGAAGGACCUGCCUCCCUUACUCCUCAAGCUGAAUGAGAGGCCUGCCGAGCGCCUGGACUACCUGGGUGUUUCCUAUGGCCUGACCCCCAGGCUCCUCAAGUUCUGGAAACGAGCUGGAUUUGUUCCUGUGUAUCUGAGGCAGACCCCGAAUGACCUGACCGGAGAACACUCCUGCAUCAUGCUGAAGACACUGACCGAAGAGGACGAGACUGACCAGGGAGCCUGGCUCUCGGCCUUUUGGAAAGAUUUCCGAAGGCGCUUCCUGUCCUUGCUUUCCUACCAGUUCAGCACCUUCUCUCCUGCGCUGGCUCUGAACAUCAUUCAGAACAGGAAUAUUGGGAAACCGGCCCAGCCAGCCCUGAGGCGGGAGGAGCUGGAGGCGCUUUUCCUCCCCUAUGACCUGAAGAGGCUGGAGAUGUAUUCUCGGAACAUGGUGGACUACCAUCUCAUCAUGGACAUGAUCCCAGCCAUCUCACGGAUGUACUUCCUGAACCAGCUGGGGGACCUGUCCCUGUCUGCUGCCCAGUCGGCCCUUCUGUUGGGGGUUGGCCUGCAGCAUAAGUCUGUGGACCAGCUGGAAAAGGAGAUUGACCUGCCGUCGGGCCAGCUGAUGGGACUUUUCAACCGGAUCAUACGCAAAGUCGUGAAGCUCUUUAGUGAAGUGCAAGAAAAGGCCAUUGAGGAGCAGAUGGUGGCCGUGAAGGAUGUGGUCAUGGAGCCGACAAUGAAGACACUGACUGAUGACCUGGAUGAAGCAGCAAAGGAGUUCCAGGAGAAACAUAAGAAAGAAGUGGGAAAGCUGAAGAACAUGGACCUCUCUGAAUACAUAAUCCGUGGGGAUGACGAAGAGUGGAAUGAAGUUUUGAACAAAGCUGGGCAGAAUGCCUCCAUUGUCAGCCUGAAGAGCGACAAGAAAAGGAAGUUGGAAGCCAAACAAGAACCCAAACAGAUCAAAAAGUUGAAGAAAAACAGAGAUACAAAGAACAAAAAAGAUAUGAAACUGAAGCGGAAGAAAUAGUGGAGAUAAAACUUGAACAUCAGUCGGCAUACUCCUAAGGAGAUAGCCUGGCUUCCUGAACUGUCCCUGAGUGGAGUGGGUCGUGGCCUGAUGGUUAAGAGCAGCCAGGGCCCCCAUCAAACCAGGAAGCUGGCCAUGAAUUCAGUUUACGGGCACAUCCUUGAGUGGGCCGAGCUCAGCUUAAGGCAAUGUCACUCCCGGAGGGAGUGGUCUGCCUAGGACUCAGUGGGUUGGGCAGACUCCUCUAGCACUGCCAAGGAUCCGUCUCUCCUCUCCUACCAGUGGCACCAUUAGUUAAUAUUUUGCUCCAGGCCCAGCUUUUCUGGCUCAUUCCCAUGCCAACCAUUGUCCCUCCUCCUACCCUUAAGUGCACAGCUUUCUGGUGAUGCUCAGGGGGCUGCUGAUGGACUGUUGGGUCUCUCAUCAUGGACUUGAUGACAAACAAACUGACCCUGCAGCCUGGAGCAGCAGCAGCAACUCUUCUAGCCAGGCGGCCGUGGCGGCCACUGUUGCCGGAGUGCACAUCAUCUGCUGAUGCUGUGUCCAUCCCCUCCUGGCUCCAGCAGGCCCGCUGCCCCAUGUCCCAGAAGAGCCUGGGCCUUAAUUGAAGUAGGCUGUGACAUCUGAGUCCCCAAGACCUGUUACUCCAUCAGCUUGGAAACAAAUGCUGGGAAAGGCCCCUUUGGCUAGCAGGGCUGAAGGAGGGAUAGAGAAUCUAUUUUUAAUAAACACCCAGGGAAGACCAA